AUGAUAAUUAGGGGUUGUGAGUUGUGCAGUGCAGAAGCUGCAAUUUAUUGCGCUUCUGAUUCUGCAUUUCUUUGCCGGAGCUGCGAUUCCAAUGUUCAUGAGGCCAACUUUCUUGUAGCUCGCCACCUUCGCCAGACCGUUUGCUCCCAAUGCAAAGGCUUCACCGGGAAUUUCAUCUCAGGCGUCGGUUUAAAGACGUUAUCGAUUAUGUGCUCGUCCUGCUGCUCUCCGUCCACCGGAAUCGACUUGAAUUCCGAUUCUCUGUUAUCUUCAAGUACUUCGAUUUGCGUUUCAAGCACCACGACUCGUAAGGAAGCAUAUUCCGAUCGCAGGGAAACUUACGGGUUUGACUCUACAACGUCGUUCACCGACAAUUCAUGUGAGUUCAUGCCGGGGAAAUGUAUGAAGAAUCAAAGAGAACUGAAUUCCAUUAGAUCAGAAUCUCUGUCAAAGGUGGACUGGAAAACGGAGGGCGUUUUAGUAAAGUGGUCUAGAAAACUUGGACUUCGCAGCAACGACGCCGUGCGCAUGGCCUGUGAUGCAUUGAGGGCGUGUUUGGAUCAAUGGACGACUUUGCCUUUCCGUGUCUGCCUAGCGGCUUCGAUGUGGCUCGGCUUGGGGUUAUGUGGUGACAGAUUGGCGCUGAAGAGGCUUGCAGAGAUGUCGGGCGUGCCUGCUAAGCUCAUACUGGUCGCCCAGUCGAAGCUCCACCGCUUGCUGAAGGCUAGAAGACAACAUCGGCGCGACCAUCAGUUGGAGGAAGGCUGGGCUGAGUGUUCGGCUUGA
Molecule: messenger RNA, 786 nt
Organism: Olea europaea var. sylvestris
Lineage: Eukaryota; Viridiplantae; Streptophyta; Magnoliopsida; Lamiales; Oleaceae
Product: B-box zinc finger protein 32-like
Exons: 1
Coding region: 1-786 (261 amino acids)
Molecular function (GO): zinc ion binding
Source: RefSeq, a predicted model, not a curated record